UUGUAUAUUUAAUUAUUAUGCUUUGUUUUUUAAAGCUCCUCCUCAUGCACAUGAUGUUCUUGCUCUUCAUCGACAUGGUCAUAAACUUGGUGGUUUACCAAUAAUCUUCUGGAUAGCAUUAGCAUUUUUAAUAAUUAUUUUUCAUUUAUUUUUAUUAAAAAUAAUUCUUAAUGAAAUGGGUUUCUUUACACAUAAGUUACCAACAUAUACAAAACCACGUGUCCUCUAA
This is a messenger RNA of Rotaria sordida, 229 nucleotides long. The record is from the annotation of a GenBank genome assembly. Lineage: Eukaryota; Metazoa; Rotifera; Eurotatoria; Philodinida; Philodinidae.